This is a messenger RNA of Striga hermonthica, 669 nucleotides long. NCBI's taxonomy places the organism in Eukaryota, Viridiplantae, Streptophyta, Magnoliopsida, Lamiales, Orobanchaceae. The record is from the annotation of a GenBank genome assembly.
AUGGCUAGAAAGAAAGUCACCCUUGCUUACAUCGAAGUCGACUCUGAGAGGAAAGCCUCAUUCCGAAAACGGAAGAGAGGCUUGAUGAACAAGGCCCGAGAAAUCGGGACGUUGUGUGACGUCCCGGUAUGCGUGAUAGUGUACGGCCCGUCGGAUGAGGAGGCAGAGGUGUACCCAUCACGUGCCGAGGCCCAAGUGGUUGUGGGCCGCUUCUACAGGCUGUCGGAGGCGGAGCGGACGAGGAAGAUGGUGAAUCAAGAAACGUUCACCCAGCAGCGCAUAGUGAAGGCACAGGCGCAGCUGAGCAGGCUCCACAGGGAAAAGAGGCGGCGGGAGCUGGAGAAGCACGUGUACAUGUGCAUGGAAGGGAGCGCGAGGAUUGAAGACGUGGAGGCGAGUGACGUGAACGAGAUGGGUUGGGUUAUAAACCAGGUCAUCAGGGACAUCACGUCCCGGAUGGAAAGGGUGAAAGGAAAGGGCAAGGAGGAGGAAAAGGAGGAAGAAGAAGAAAAGAAGGAUAGUGUGGAUAGAUAUAUGUUGAGCAUAGCGGACAGUCUGACGGAGCUCCAAGGGAUUGGGACUAGUCAAGCUGAGGUGAGGUGGGACUUGUCGGCUUUGCCGUAUCCGUACAUGUUCAACAAUGCGCAAGGAUCUGGAGGGCAAUGCUAG